UGCGCCCCUGUUCGGCGCCAAGGGCGUGUUCCAGGCCGCCGCCGUCGUGUACUGGGCGUACACCGGGUUCGACAUGGUCGCCACAUUGGCGGAGGAGACCAAGAAUCCGGCGAAGGACAUUCCGUUAGGCCUCAUCGGAUCAAUGUCCGCGAUUAUUAUCGUUUACACGGUAAUGGCGCUCGUUCUUGUAAUGAUGCAGAAAUAUUCGGACCUCGAUCCCAACGCGGCCUACUCCAUCGCUUUUGCCAGCGUCGGGAUGAAGUGGGCGAAGUACAUUGUCGCAUUUGGCGCAUUGAAGGGGAUGACCACAGAGAUCGCUGGUCGGCGCAUCGUGGACGCGCAAGCACGCGCUACACGACCGCAGAUCGCCCAGGGCGCACAUGAUCCCCCCUUUACUUCCCUGCCAUCAAAGACCGGAACUCCAAAAGUCUACCCGCCACGAUGCUCGUCACCCAAUUCUCCAGCGCCAUCCUCCCUUCUUCUCCCAGCUUGCAUGCUGGCUGCCAGCGAUGUUCAUCGAAUCAAGCACACUGCUUCAUCUUCAUGCUGCAUGCGCCGUCGCCCACUUCUAGUCAGGAGGCCGUCGCUGUCAAUCGCAACGAACUUGUUCCUUAUGGGGUCGCUUGGGUAUCAAGCUUAUGUAAGGUUUGCAAUAUGCACCGUGUUUAUGCUGGUGUAUUAUGUGUUUGUUGGAGUUCAUGCUACCUAUGAUAUGAUUCAGCAACGUAAAGAAGAGAAGGUGGAUGGUGUGAAUUUGGAAGAUGGAAAUAAAGAGCGGAGUUUUAGAGGUUAGAAUGAAGAUAGGCAGUUAUUUAUUCUAGAGAUAAAUUGUUCUAUGUUUUAGGGUUUAGAAAUUGUUGGGCAAAGAAGUGAAAUGUGCGUGGAUUUAUAUAUGCUUAGUUAAUAAUAAUGUCAAAUUGAUCA
Molecule: messenger RNA, 924 nt
Organism: Asparagus officinalis (garden asparagus)
Lineage: Eukaryota; Viridiplantae; Streptophyta; Magnoliopsida; Asparagales; Asparagaceae
Product: cationic amino acid transporter 5-like
Biological process (GO): transmembrane transport; amino acid transport
Cellular component (GO): plasma membrane
Molecular function (GO): L-lysine transmembrane transporter activity; L-glutamate transmembrane transporter activity
Source: RefSeq, a predicted model, not a curated record